CCCCCCUCCCCCGCCAACCCCGGGCGGCGGCGGGAGCGAGCGAGGCUCCGAGGACCGGCCGUGAUUAAUGGAUGCUUUGAAGUUGGCUUGCAUAUACAUCCUGAAAUGUUUUGCUACUUGAGGCCUGUAAGAAGGUUUUGUCUAGAGAAGAUAUUGCCACAGUGGUUCAUUCGUUCAAGAGCUUUAUCUGGAGCUGAAGCGGUCAAUGCUCUGAGACCGUUCUAUUUUGCAGUGCAUCCAGAUUUCUUUGGCCAGCAUCCCAGAGAGAGGGAAGUCAAUGAAAAUUCUCUUAAGAAGUUAAGUGUCUAUUUGGAAAGCAUACAGAAACCAGGGAUCAAGUCUUUAAAACCAACUCAGCUCACUUUUUAUGUUCGAGAAACGGAACAAAACUCUUCUGAGAGCCAGGAAUCCUUCAGUAUUUCAGGAUUUCGAGCUGUCAGUUUUACUUUGCACAACAGAGAUCUUCUAAGUACAGUGUUAGAUAUUCUCAAUGCCUGCAGUUUAUCUUCUGAGCAUGUCCAAACCUUGAGUGCAAAUGCGAGUUCUCAGCCAAGAAAAGAAUCAAAAAAUACAUUCUACAGGACUAUUAAAUGGGAUAAGACCUAUUACUCCUUUACUGGAUUCAAGGACCCUGAAGAAGAACUAGAACAAGCCCAGAGAGUUGAAACUACUCUGAUUUCCUGGCUAGGUAAUAAUGAAAAAAGUGCUAUAAAGAAGCUGAAGAAUAGUUUGCCACUGAGGGGAGAACUAGACCGUUUAAAAGAUGAACUGUCUCAUCAGCUGCAGCUCUCAGAUAUCAGGUGGCAGAGAAGCUGGGGGAUUGCUCAUCGAUGUAGCCAACUACACAGUUUAAGUCGUUUAGCUCAGCAGAACCUGGAAACACUUAAAAAUGCUAAAGGGCGAACAGUGAUGUUUACAGACCGCUCAGGGAUGAGUGCAGUAGGACAUGUGAUGCUUGGAACAAUGGAUGUCCAUCACCACUGGACAGAAAUUUUUGAAAGGCUGCCAAGUUAUUAUGACCUUCAGAGAAAACUGAUGCUGUUAGAAGACCAAAUAAGCCAACUUCUCGGAGGUAUGCAAGUAGUAUAUAUUGAAGAACUGCAGCCAUUAUUGACAAUUGAAGAAUAUUACCCUAUUAUUGAGUGUUUCUAUCAUAGACUGAUUAGCAGUAGAAUACCUUUUCACCCUCGAAGCCUGCGUGGUUUACAGAUGAUUCUCGACAAUGACAGAUAUGCUCCAAGCUUGCAUGAAUUUGGGCAUUUUAACAUCCCAGUAACAAACUGUGAUCCAGUAUCCCUCCAGUGGUUUAUCCUUACCAAAGCACAACAGGCAAGAGAGAACCUGAAAAAAAAGAAAGAGCUUAUGUUGAUGGAAAAUGACUUGAUCAGCACUUCCACGGAGAAAUUUUCUCUGAAGAAGCUUUAUAAGGAGCCCAGUGUUUCCAGUGCACAAAUGGUAGACUGUUGUAAGAGGUUGCUGGAACAAUCACUUCCAUAUUUGCAAGGCAUGCACCUCUGCAUUUCACAUUUUUACUCAGUUAUGCAGGAUGGAGACCUUUGCAUUCCCUGGAAUUGGAAGAGUUGAGUAGCCAUCUCAUAACAUAAGAGCUUCUGUAUUUUUGUGUAAGCUAGUGAAUGGAAAUCAAUUUUACAGUAAAUUUAUUUAAAUCUGCAUCUUGGAUACCAUAUUACAGUAUUAAUAUACCCCUUACCAGAAUUGUAUUUGCAAUUACUACUUGGAAAGUCGAAUUUGUAAUAGAAAGUUUAUUGAAAAAUGUUUUUCCAAAAUCCAUUCACAUCUUAGAGUUUCCAAAAUGAUCUUCAAGUUGAGCAUGGAAGUAUAUUUUUGGGUGGGUGACAAAACACUGAAAAACUCUUCAAAAGAAAAAUGUUUUAUUUUUGUACACCUGAAUUAAUCAUUUUACGGUUUGGAAGUAUAAAUGUAUAUGUAUACACCUGUGUGGGCCUACCUAUAUUUCUAAACAUAUAUUAUAUAUAUAUUGUCUCUAAAGAUUGUCGGUGAAGUGCAUGUUAGUCAAAACAGAUGACUGAAUCACUAAUUUUGAAUUGGAAACCCAAGUUAGAAUUAGAACAAAGCCAAAGUAAUAUAUUUAGUAUUAUUAGACUUUGCCAUGGUGCCAGUGUUUAUAAUGAUAAUAUACUUUACACUUAAGAAUUGAGUUUUCAUUGUGACCUAAAAAAAAUUGAGGGUUUCCUGCCUUUUUUAAAGUAACAUUGACUUAAGUGUAAAUACUUAGAAUUAAAUCACAUCAAGUGAUUCAGACUGUUUUCUUGGGAAUAUAGACCUACUUGGGGAGUAGAGCAGAUUCCUUCCCUUAGAGCAGCCCCACUGUGUGAAGCUGGCUGCUCUCCUUGUCUAGAAUCUUCUAAAGUCCUCAGUUCCAUCCCCCCAAAUCUCAAAAUCGCACCUAACUGUAUAGAUCUAGUCAAGGUGAAUUGCCACACUUUCCUCACCCUUAGGGGUGUAGCUAGUAUCCCCAUCCCUGCUGCUGGGAGGGGUAGUUUACUUUUGAGGUGGAUUACAGCAUAGACCGAGGCACACAUAUUUUAACCGCUGUCUGCAUCUUUCUUGCCUCCCCCUCUAAACUGGGAGCUGGGGUAGGGACAGGACUCACACAUAAAGCAAGAAGAUUAUGAAAACUGGGUAGGGUGGAUAAAUUGCUCCUUUGAGCACCUCCCUCCUCCCUUACACCUGUGGCACCACCAAAACUUCUGCCCACUCAGGCAGCAGCGAAAAGAAAAGAUUCACAAAACAGUGAGUCUGCCCACUCUAGAUUGAGUGAUUUCCCAGAGAAAACAUUUAGAAUCCCAAGGCAGUUGGGUCAGACUUAUUACCUGCUGCUAAGCUGUUUUUCUUGGCUACCACUAUUUAAGUGGUGGGCAAAUCAGAGUUUGGGGCUCACAGUUUUCAGGGCCUUGCUGCUGAAGAAAUUGAAAAGGAAAUUCAUGCUUAUAUUCAAUUAGAAUGUGGAAAUCAUUAUAGUCUCUGAACUUAUUGCAAAUGAAAUUUAUUUGAGACUUGAAUCCAUAUCUUUCCAUUAGAAUAGGUUAAGCAAAAGGAAAAAAGUAUGUUAAACUCUUGGUUUAAAGAUAUAUUGAUUAGUGAAGUUUCUUAGAAUGUGGUGCAAACUGUUCUUUUGCAUUAGUAAUUACACUAAGAAUAUUUAUUUCUCUAAUAAAUACCUGUUGUGGGAAGCUACUAACCAAACUCAAUAUGAAAAGGUGGUUUUUUUAAUAAAUAAUCUAAAUAAAUUGCCAUCUUGACCAAUAACUUUAAAUAGCAAAUUUUGGCCUGGAUAGUAACACUAGCAAAAUUAGCAGGAGAAAAUAUCGGUGAAUUUGUUUUCAACUGAGGGUUAACCGCAGUAUUAUACAAUAAAAAAUAAGUGGCUAAAACUUAUAAAUGCCUUCCUUGAUAUUCUGUACUAACAGAAGUUAAUAACCAUGGAAGAAGUUAGAGUGUAUUUUUAUACGAAUACUCUAUAAACUGGCUGAAAGCCAUGAAGAGUCCCUCCUUCUCUCUACCUGUUGUUUGCAACCAUUUAGGUUUUUACUUUUCCCCACUAGUUUAUUACUCUUCUUUCCCUUCUCAGCCAUACCUGCUCCUUGAAGACACUCUCCUUUUUCAGCCUUCCCAUUAAGCCUUUUGCCCUGCUCUGUUCUACUUGUUCUGCUCCCAAUGCUAACUUCAGGCCUGACAUGAUCAGUUAAACGUGUGUUCAACCAAUUAUCUUGUAUCUAUCCCAGUGUUUAGUGCAGCGUCUGGCAUUGUAGUAAUAUGGUAAAUAAUUAAGGCUUCCUCUCUUCCCUCCCAUCUUCUCUGCUGCUGGCUCAGUUGAAUGGAACAUCUUAUAAAUAGUUUGCUUUGAGUAUAUGCCUGUGUUUGAAAGUGAGUCUAAAAUGGCCCUCUAACUAUCCCCUCACAUCCUUUUAUCAGAUCAGUCACUUACAAAUUGAAAUUUUUGUCUGUCUUAUGGUUUUGCCUCUGGCUGUUAGUUGCUCUGGUGGCAUCUUUGGUUUUAAAUGUUUAGUAUCUUGUUUAUGUAUUUGCAAGAUGUUGAAGUGUCAGCUGUGAAUCUUGACAGUGCUCUAGAUGUCACACAACAACAAAAAAUCUCAAAUUAGUGGUUGGAUGGUUUGCAUCUACAAAUAAAGGUUACAGAAUCAUUUCCUGUGUAAGAAAAA
Messenger RNA from Ornithorhynchus anatinus (platypus), 4205 nucleotides. It is a transcript of the gene TCAIM, whose product is annotated as T cell activation inhibitor, mitochondrial. The record is from RefSeq and is a predicted model, not a curated record. The transcript is spliced from 11 exons. Lineage: Eukaryota; Metazoa; Chordata; Mammalia; Monotremata; Ornithorhynchidae. Gene Ontology annotation, cellular component: mitochondrion. The coding region runs from base 106 to 1584 and encodes 492 amino acids.